AUGGACAUCUACAUCGACGACAUGGUUGUUCGGUCGCCGGAUGAUGAACAACAUUUGCACGAUUUGGAAGAAGUAUUCACUCAGAUCAGGAGGUAUGGCAUGCGGGUAAACCCGGCGAAAUGUACCUUCGGCGUAGCCGGGGGGAAAUUCCUAGGUUUUAUGCUUACCUCCCGGGGAAUCGAAGCCAACCCCGACAAGUGCGAAGCCGUGUUGAAGAUGGCAAGCCCCAGCACGCUCAAGGACAUCCAGAGGUUGGUCGGUCGGUUGACAGCACUAUCCCGUUUCGUUCCGAAAUUAGCCGAACGAAUUCGGUCGAUCGUCAAGAAAAUGAAAAAGGAUGCCCCGGGAAAAUGGGACGCGGAGUGCGAGCAAGCAUUUGCUGAAGUGAAAGAGAUUCUGAUGAACCCCUCCGUCAUGAACAGACCAAUACCAGGCUAUGAGUUGCAAAUAUAUUUGGGGGUGUCCGACACGGCGAUCAGUGCGGUCCUAACACAGGAAGAACCUUCCCCAAAACUUAUAUAUUUUGUCAGUCGCACGCUUCAGGAGACGGAGGUCCGUUACCAGCAAGUAGAAAAGGUGGCGCUGGCGCUCCUCCACACCUCCCGCAGACUUCGCCAAUAUUUCCAGGGAUACCAAGUGGUCGUCAGAACAAAUCAUCUAAUGGCUAAGGUGCUAAGGAAACCUGAUCUGGCCGGACGAAUGGUGGGUUGGGCCGUCGAGUUAUCAGAAUUUGGUCUCCGGUACGAACUGAGGGGUUCCAUUAAAGGCCAACAUCUUGCUGACUUCGCAACUGAGUUGCCUGUGUUCGGGAGUGAUCAAUGGACCCUUUACGUUGACGGAGCGUCCGGACGACAGGCCAGUGGGGCCGGAAUAGUUUUGGAAGGACCGAACGGUUUUUUGCUUGAAUACUCGCUGGUAUUUAAGUUCAAAACAUCCGAUAACCAUGCUGAAUAUGAAGCUCUGGUGGCCAGGUUAGGGCUUGCAAAGGAUAUGGGAGCACGAAAUAUGGUGUGUCGGACGGAUUCGCAACUGGUCGUGGGGCAGAUGAAUUGGGAAUUUCAGGUGAAGGAGGACCAUCUGCUGAAGUAUUUUCACCGCGCGACAUCCUUAGUGGAGACCUUCGAAAAGGUUGUGAUCCAACAUAUCCCCCGAGAGCAGAAUACGCGGGCCGACAUGUUGUCUAAACUCAGCUCUGGCAAAGAAAAGGGUCAACUUACAACUGUUAUCCACCAGGUCUUGCUCCAGCCUUUCGUAGAAUGUUACGCCAUAACUUCGGCCAGUAACGACUGGCAAGAUGAGAUAAGAAGAUUGAUAAAAAGGCAAGAGGAUGAACUAUCAGUAGAUUCAUCCGAAUCAAAGAAGAUCGCCCGGUUUAUAAUAAUCGGGGACGACUUAUACAAAAGAGGUUUCUCCACUCCGCUGCUGAAAUGCUUAUCACCGGAGGAAGCUCAGUACGUGAUGAACGAGCUUCACAAUGGGGUGUGCGGAUUUCAUUCUGGACGGAGAACGUUGAAAGCCCGCAUCCUAAGAGCCUGA
Vigna radiata var. radiata (mung bean) is the source of this 1536-nucleotide messenger RNA. RefSeq lists its product as uncharacterized. The transcript has a single exon. NCBI's taxonomy places the organism in Eukaryota, Viridiplantae, Streptophyta, Magnoliopsida, Fabales, Fabaceae. Gene Ontology annotation, molecular function: RNA-DNA hybrid ribonuclease activity; nucleic acid binding. The coding region runs from base 1 to 1536 and encodes 511 amino acids. The record is from RefSeq and is a predicted model, not a curated record.